Molecule: messenger RNA, 2885 nt
Organism: Megalops cyprinoides (Indo-Pacific tarpon)
Lineage: Eukaryota; Metazoa; Chordata; Actinopteri; Elopiformes; Megalopidae
Product: potassium channel subfamily K member 5-like
Exons: 5
Coding region: 321-1772 (483 amino acids)
Biological process (GO): stabilization of membrane potential; potassium ion transmembrane transport
Cellular component (GO): membrane
Molecular function (GO): potassium ion leak channel activity
Source: RefSeq, a predicted model, not a curated record
GCGUGCGCGCGUGAGCAGCACUUUGCGGAACAGUCAGGAGUGAUAAAAGUAACAAGUGCGGGGAGCGAAAAGUCACUGAAGAGGUUAAUGCUAACCAUGCCAGCUGUACGCUAACAGCCAGUUUCCAACUACAGACUUAAGUAAAGAAGAAAGAGAAAGAGAAAAGAAGAGAAAAAACUGAACUACACCAAAGGACCGGUCUGUGCUCUGUUUGUAAAGGCGACUCGAACAGUAGCAUGUGUGUAGUUUAACACUUGUGAAGUCAUCUUUUUCUCUUCUGGUCAGGAGAAUUAAACAUUUUGAAAUUACAGCUGUUAACUAUGGUUGAUAAAGGGCCUGUGUUGACUUCAGCCAUCAUAUUCUACCUCUCCAUCGGGGCAGCAGUGUUUCAAGUUCUUGAGGAGCCGAAUUGGAAGAUUUCUGUAUCAAAUUACGCAACUCAAAAGGAAAAAAUACUUCAAGCCCACCCCUGUCUUACUAAAGAUGACCUGGACAAGAUUUUGGAGGUGGUGGCUAAUGCGGCUGGGCAGGGUGUCACCAUCACGGGCAACAAGACCUUCAACAGCUGGAACUGGCCCAAGGCUGUCGUCUUCGCUGCCACCAUCAUCACCACCAUAGGUUAUGGUAACAUUGCCCCCAAAACCAUCGCUGGCCGAGUCUUCUGCAUCUUCUACGGGCUGUUCGGAAUCCCACUGUGCCUCACCUGGAUCAGUGAGCUGGGCAAGUUCUUCAGAGGCAGAGCCAAGCACCUGGGCCAGUACCUGAUCAGGAAGGGCCUCACUGUGCGAAAAGCCCAGUUCACCUGCAAUGCCAUCUUUGUCCUGUGGGGGGUGCUGGUGCACCUGUUAAUCCCGCCCUUUGUAUUCAUGUAUCAGGAGGGCUGGUCCUACGUAGAGGGACUGUACUUCUCCUUUGUCACCUUGACAACCAUCGGGUUUGGGGACAUCGUGGCAGGUGUUAAUCCGAAUAUAGACUACCCUGCUCCAUACCGCUACUUCGUGGAGCUGUGGAUCUACAUGGGUCUGGCCUGGCUGUCGCUGUUUUUCACCUGGAAGGUGCACAUGGUGGUGAAGGCGCACAAGGCUCUGAAGAGGCGGAGGAGGCGGCACAAGUCCCUGGAUGAGCUGCAGAGUUCGGAGGAGCACAAAAGCGCCCUGCGCCGCUCCCACUCUGCCGACGACGUCAACAUCUUCAACUUCCUGUCUGAGGAGCAGGAGGACUACGGUGACCUGGUCCAGCAGAUCGGUGCUAAGAGGAAGAGGCCUGAGGGCGGGGCCGGGAGGGGGGCGGGGCGGUCGCACAGCUGCAGCGAGGGCGGAGUCAGCGGCGUGGUGCUGAGUCUGGAGCGCUCACCGCGCCGGAGACGCCGCUUCAGCGUCGGCGACUGCGUCUCCACCGUCCUCUCCAGGACCAGGAGCUACCUGAUGGGCGAGAGCGGGGUGAUCCUGGCCGACCUGAGCGAGGAUCUCCACCCGGAGGAGAACCAGCUGGACCGGGAGGCUGCAGGGGGGGCGGGCAGGCCCCGUGACUCCAGGAAGUGCCACGCCCGGGUCUUUCGCAGUGCCAACAUCAUCAUCAACGAGGAGAAUCUGCUGGACAUCAACAGCACUGAGACCAAGCUGACCGCGCCUGGCAGGACUGUGGAGUCAGAGGAUGACCUGGAGCAGGAGCAGCGCAGCUUGAGCUCGGACGGGUCGGUGUUUGCUGUGGACCGCUGCCACUCGUACCAGAGGCUGGUGGAGGACUGCUCCAAGAAGGGCACUGGAUCCUGAGGCCACGAAUCAUCGGUUCAAUUCAUGAUGAGCACAGAAGGCCGCAGCACCAUGGUGUGCAAAGACUUCACAUGCCAACAGGCAGGAGCAUCCUGGGGAGCUGAAUAAGUCAGAGAGACGUUAGCCAGCUGGACACAUCCUCCCCAGCUGUGCUCCCACCGAAUGAACAACAGCGGCUGCUCUAGUGUGGACCAGUUAGCAGCCAGAGGAUAAGAAGCAUAUUAGCAUAUAGUCUGAUGUCUUCCAGUGAGGAUGUAUAGAUAGGAAAGGAUGUCUUUUGCUCCGUUGUGAUUCAGUCCACAAGACUUUCACUUUGAACCGUAGGCUAAGCCCUGUCUAUCACUGUGACUAUGACAGUAGCAGACCGUUCUGGCAGGAAUUGGGGUCUGGGGGCCUCUGUGCAGCUGUGGGGGGCCGUCAGUGGAGGAGCACCUGUCCUGCGCCUCACUCUACUGCACCAUGCAGUCAUGCAAAUUGUAGUGCAAAAAAUAUAUGAGAGGAUUGCAUUCACUUUCCUCAAUGCUCCGACACGAGUGCAGGCAUCGUCACGGUGGGACGAACCUGCUGUUCCAAAAUAGGGCUGCAUUUCCUGCACGAGGGGAAAAAGCAUGAUCUGAUAUUACACACAUAUAACAGAAUACAGUCUCCCAUUGUAUUAGAUCAAAUGAAGUUAAAACUGUUAAACCAGUUAAAUAGGUUAAACCAGUGCUUGUUUGGAUUGUUUCAUUUCAAGAAUGUGUGUUCGAACACAUUGGUGCUAUUUUAGCAGCAGUGCAGUGAAGCUAGCCACAUCUCCUAUGCUGGACCUAUGCUUACAAAGACAAUUACUCCACUGACGCUAUGCAGACAUACAGUGAUACCCUCCUAGCUGAGGAGGUUAUGAAGGUUUUGCUGUAAUAAAGUGGCUGCAUUACAGAAAUGCAGUAAAGAGUUAUGUGUGUGCAGACUAGUGAUGGGGACACUGUGUUGUGGGAGAUGCCGUCUUUCAGAUGAGACGUUAAACCGAGGCCCUGACUCUCUCUGGUCAUUAAAGAAGUUAAAGGCUCCACGUCUGGCCAUCUAAUAACCCUCUGGGAUAACUGAGUGAAAUAACUCCCCCUCCAAAUGACCCCC